UCCUCCAAAAGGUUUGUGCAUGUUUAUGGUGAAGAAAGUGAUCGGUAUGAGGAAAUGUUAGGUUUGGAAAAUGGAAUCUCUCUCAUCUUAUCUCUCCUGUUCUGUUCCGUUCCCAAGCCCAUACACCUCACCUCACCACUGUCUCUUGCUCUAUAUUUAUGAUUCUACUCAGAGACCUUUUACACCUCCUUUCAACUCUUUCUUUGAUCAGUUGAGACUACAAGAUCCAAACUCAUAAUCUGUUCCCUGCUUUUUAAAUUCCCCUCUUCCCAUUCUACUCUCUCCUCUGUUACACUGUUGUACCAUUUGUUCUGAUAUUCCCCAGGUAUAUAGAUGGAAGAUGACGUAAAGGUAGCCAAAGUUGGAGAAAGCCAAAGAGAAGAUUCAUCAAGAGUUUUUCCAUGUCUAUUCUGUUCAAGGAAGUUUUACAGUUCUCAAGCUUUAGGAGGACACCAAAAUGCUCACAAGAAAGAAAGAACAGCUGCAAGGAAGGCCAAGAAGGCUUCUGAGCACUCAUGUGUUUCCUUCCCUUCCCCACUGCCAACCCCUAUGGUUUUUGCUCCAACCCAUCUAGGCAUUUUAAAUCCUGCAAUGUUCAUCACUGCCCAUGCAGCAAGACUCCCUCAUCUGCCAAGUCAUCAAAUUUCAGAACAAUUUGGAUCAAAUGGUGCACCUAGAUUUGGCAAUGCACUAUUUUACAGGGGAAGUUCAAAAAACAGGCUUCAUGAUGAUGGGAAGAGCUCUACCUUCUGCUGGGGGGACACAUCUCAACAUAUGCAAUUGUUAAGUAACAAUCAAAAUCUUGGAAUUUGGAAUAAUGGUACAGAGAAAGAUCAAAAGCUUGAUUUAUCUCUCCAUUUGUAAUGUAUAAACUGGAAAUGAGAAGGUGGAUUUUUCUUUGAGCUAGGGAAUUGCAGGACUAGUUUUUUAGGCCAACUGAGUGUGUUAGUCUUGGUAUGGAAUAAUGGUUUUCAUUUUUCGGAUUCAUAUUUAUACCUCACUUCCAAA
This is a messenger RNA of Glycine soja, 1008 nucleotides long. Its product is annotated as protein LATE FLOWERING-like. The record is from RefSeq and is a predicted model, not a curated record. Bases 334 to 864 code for a protein of 176 amino acids. Gene Ontology annotation, molecular function: DNA-binding transcription factor activity. NCBI's taxonomy places the organism in Eukaryota, Viridiplantae, Streptophyta, Magnoliopsida, Fabales, Fabaceae. The transcript has 2 exons.